AAAAAGGCGCUUGAAAAGUAGUACCGGAAGUGAAAUGGCUGCGAACCAGCUCAAGCCCUACGCCCAAAUCAUUGACGGCGUGCCGCGGUGCCCCUUCGCGACUCCAGAAUCCAUCAGGAAUGCUCUGCAGUUCGUGGCCCAGCAAGGUGACCUGCUGCAGGCGUCAUUCCCCAAGAGCGGCACCCACUGGGUCCAGUACAUCAUUCAGUUGAUACUCAAUGGCGGGGAACCACUUGACACGUACGAGGAGUUCACGCAACGGGCCCCGUUCAUCGAAUACCAUGUGGACGCAGCUAAACACACGACCAACGCACCGCUGCGUACGUUCUGCACUCACCUGCCCUUGCGCUUGGAAACGCUUAACCCAGAGGCGAAGUAUGUCUACGUGGCCCGCAAUCCUUGGGACGUCUGCGUGUCACUCUACCAUCACAUGACUUCGCUCAGCUUCUAUCGCUUCCAAGAGGGUACGUUCGACGACUUUCUGGAGGCUUUCUUGACAGGCUCUCUUCCUUACGGUUGCUACUUCGAGCACCUAGAGGCCGGUUACUUGCUCAAGGACAAAGGGAACGUUCUCUUUCUCACGUACGAAGAAUUGCAGAGAGACAUACGAGACGCGGUGCUUCGUUUGGCUAACUUUAUCGGCGAGCAGUACGGGAACGUGCUAAAAGAAUGUGGCAUAGACGGGGACACGCAGUUGGACGCUAUCAUCCAAAGGAGCAGCGCUGAAAGUAUGAGAAAGGUCAUGGUCUUCAACCUCGCCGGACAUCCCGACCCGGACGUGGACAAGCAGUUGAAGAGCCUGGACGUCUCGUCGAGAGUGGCUCAUGGAGGAGACACCAAGCGCUAUAAUUUUGUCAGGACGGGCAAGGGAGGAGAGUGGAAGGAGCUCUUCUCGCCCGAGCAGCUGCAACGCAUGGAGGCCAGCAUCACCGAAAAGACGAGUUGUUCUAGCGUUAUUAUGGACCUUUGGAGCGACAUACGGGAAGAGGCGCUGAGCUUGUGUUGAGUCUAUGGCUGUGAA
Molecule: messenger RNA, 1021 nt
Organism: Dermacentor silvarum
Lineage: Eukaryota; Metazoa; Arthropoda; Arachnida; Ixodida; Ixodidae
Product: sulfotransferase 1A1
Exons: 2
Coding region: 35-1006 (323 amino acids)
Biological process (GO): sulfation
Cellular component (GO): cytoplasm
Molecular function (GO): sulfotransferase activity
Source: RefSeq, a predicted model, not a curated record